AUGCUGCUGGUGCUCGUGGUGCUCAUCCCGGUGCUGGUGAGCUCGGGCGGCCCGGACGGCCACUAUGAGAUGCUGGGCACCUGCCGCAUGGUGUGCGACCCCUACCCGGCGCGGGGCCCCGGCGCUGGCGCGCGGCCCGACGGCGGCGACGCCCUGAGCGACCAGAGCGGUGCGCCCCCGCCCUCGACGCUGGUGCAGGGCCCCCAGGGGAAGCCGGGCCGCACCGGCAAGCCCGGCCCCCCUGGUCCCCCCGGGGACCAGGGUCCUCCGGGCCCCGUGGGGCCGCCAGGGGAAAAGGGUGAACCCGGCAAGCCAGGGCCCCCCGGGCUACCAGGCGCUGGAGGCGGCGGCGCCAUCAGCACGGCCACUUACACCACCGUGCCGCGGGUGGCCUUCUACGCUGGCCUCAAGAACCCCCACGAGGGUUACGAGGUGCUCAAGUUCGACGACGUGGUCACCAACCUAGGCAACAAUUACGACGCAGCCAGCGGCAAGUUUACGUGCAACAUUCCCGGCACCUACUUUUUCACCUACCAUGUCCUCAUGCGCGGCGGCGACGGCACCAGUAUGUGGGCGGACCUCUGCAAGAACGGCCAGGUACGGGCCAGCGCCAUCGCCCAGGAUGCGGACCAGAAUUACGACUAUGCCAGCAACAGCGUGAUACUGCACCUGGACGCGGGCGACGAGGUCUUCAUCAAGCUGGACGGGGGCAAGGCACACGGCGGCAACAGCAACAAAUACAGCACGUUCUCCGGCUUCAUCAUCUACUCCGACUGAGCUCCCCACGGCCCCGCCGGAGCUGCGUGCCAGCUGGGGGCCAGAGGAUGACCCCUUCCUCCCCCACUCUCGCUGCCUGGCCUCUCCGCUGCGGGCUGUCCCUGGCGCUACCACCCUGGCCCAUGUCACCACCAACAUCCUUGAAGCAGAGUCUGGCCUGGCGCACCCCACCUGGUCCCCGGGGUGGUGUUGACGCCCCCCUCCUGCCUGUGCUGUAUAUUUGUACAAUAGGACUAUUCACUGGCCAUCUCUGCCCCACCCACCUGCCCUCAUUGGGGGGCGAAGUCAUGGCAGCAGGUUGCUUCCCACGCUCAGAUGUGCUGACCUCCUAGCUCAGGGGUAGCGUCACCUGGGGAGAGGUGGUUUGGGGGCUGGAGAGCUUGCCAGCACCCCCUAAAGCCCCUUCCCAGCUCCGUUGUGCCCCUUCUGACCAAAGCUAUAAUAAAAACAUUUCCACCCUGUUGA
Molecule: messenger RNA, 1242 nt
Organism: Echinops telfairi (small Madagascar hedgehog)
Lineage: Eukaryota; Metazoa; Chordata; Mammalia; Afrosoricida; Tenrecidae
Gene: C1QL1
Product: complement C1q like 1
Exons: 2
Coding region: 1-777 (258 amino acids)
Molecular function (GO): protein binding
Source: RefSeq, a predicted model, not a curated record